UUGGAGACUAUUCUCGCAGUCUAUAGAAGACUAUUUGAGUUACCCACAAAAGAAAAAAUACCACUACAUUUAAAACAGUAGGCAAAAAUUUUAUCGCGAGAGCUGAAAAUGGAGAAGAUAGAGCACAAGUACGUACCAGUCAACGGCCUGAAGCUCCACGUGGCGGAGAUCGGUAGCGAGUCGUCGCCGGCGGUGGUGUUCCUCCACGGAUUCCCGGAAACCUGGUACUCGUGGCGGCAUCAGAUGAUCGCCGUCGCCGGAUCCGGGUACAGAGCGAUUGCGCCCGAAUACAGAGGGUUUGGGCUGUCCGACCUGCCGCCCGAACCCGAGAAGACCACAUUCCUGGACCUGGACGCUGACCUCCUCGCGCUUCUUGAUGCUCUCAACCUCUCAAAGGUGUUUUUGAUUGGUAAAGAUUUCGGAGCUGCAGUUGUAUCCAUAUUCACCCUUCUCCACCGUGACCGAGUAUUAGGAUUCGUGACAAUGGGUGUACCGUUCAUGCCCCCGCGUCCACCCACACACCAUCACAACCUCCCUGAGGGCCUCUACAUUUCAAGAUGGAAGGUGCCCGGGCGUGCGGAGGCUGAUUUUGGCCGAUUUGAUAACAAAACGGUCGUUAGGAACAUUUAUAUAAUGUUCUCUAGAAGUGAACUACCGGUUGCACGAGAAGACCAGGAGAUCAUGGACCUAGUCGAACCAAACGAGCCCUUACCUUAUUGGUUUACCGAGGAAGACUUAGCGAUUUAUGGAGCCUUGUACGAGAAAUCAGGUUUCCGAACUGCACUUCACGUCACUUACAGUUACUGUCAAAAGUUAAUAGGCUGUGUUUGGUCAAUGGAUACACGGUACGACAUAUCAGAUCCUAUAGUAAAUAUUCCGGCUAUGUUGAUUAUGGGGGAGAAGGAUUAUGUGAUGAAAUUUCCAAGAAUAGAGGACUACAUUAGGGGUGGGAUGGCAAAAUCGUACGCACCCAAAUUGGAGAUUGUAUUCGUACCUGAAGGAAGUCAUUUUGUUCAAGAGCAGUCGCCGGAUGAAGUGAACAGUCUAAUCCUUAACUUCCUCAAAAGCCACAAUUAAUCAUCAGAAUGAGGUGUAACUUGUGUAGUGUGUGAUUCUGAGAAAAUUCCAUCAUGUGAGGGGUCUGUAAUGGAAGAUGAAAAAUCAAUAAGGUAGUAGUGUUGAGAAAGAUCUUUGUUGCUUUGGUUUUCGGCAGGAGCUCAGUUUUCCACAAUUCUUUUAAGGCCAACCACUAGCAAAAUAUUCAUUCUUACUAUGACUGCAUAUCUAUUGCUCUAGAUUAGGGAAAUCAUAUGAAAACAAGUGCUGCCCCCAAAUCCUCUUUUUGGGAGAAUUAACUAGUCUAGUAGAAAGAAUAUAACGAAAAUUCUAAUAGAUAUAGUUCCGG
This is a messenger RNA of Striga asiatica, 1405 nucleotides long. The record is from the annotation of a GenBank genome assembly. NCBI's taxonomy places the organism in Eukaryota, Viridiplantae, Streptophyta, Magnoliopsida, Lamiales, Orobanchaceae.